This is a messenger RNA of Phlebotomus argentipes, 3812 nucleotides long. RefSeq lists its product as uncharacterized. The transcript has 4 exons. The record is from RefSeq and is a predicted model, not a curated record. The coding region runs from base 1 to 3804 and encodes 1267 amino acids. NCBI's taxonomy places the organism in Eukaryota, Metazoa, Arthropoda, Insecta, Diptera, Psychodidae.
AUGACCUCGCAAUCUCAUCUCAUCUCUUGGCUCAAUCGUCCUCAUUUGAGGCCCAUGGAUUCCCUCAAACUGACCAUAAAAGUGUGGAAUUCGAUUGAUUUCAUAAAUCCUACGAAGUACGAGACACUCGUGAAGUACUUUUGCGAGAAAUUGCCGGAUUUGUGCCACCUUCCGGAAAAUGCGGAGUCCGAAGAAUUGUGGGCCAGCGUCCGGGAGUUUUGCCAGCUAAAAAUUCCCGUUGGCGUGGUGACAUUCCAGACGAAGAGCUUCCUCAUUGACACACUGAUUGUGUGUCUUAAAGCAGUAGAUUUGAGGGUGUUUUCUGUCCUCAAGAGCACUUCUGACAAUUCCAGUCUUGCCAGUUUCUUCAGCAGCAACAUUUCGGCUUUUUGCCGGCUGCAGGCAAAGACUCUGGUCUCGUGGAUGGCUGUGCUGGAGCAGACGCAUCGUGAGGAUGGCCUGAGUGAGGACGAGAAGCGAAUCACGGCGGAAUUGUUGAAGAAAAUCCAGGAAUUCUGCCAGCAUCAAGCCAGCAAUUCCGCCUUCCGGGAGAUUUACCUGCGGGAACUUCACCAACAACUCACGGAAUUGGUGAUAUAUCUGCAGAAGAGACGCAUGAAUUGGAAGAGUGAUUUUUUCGGCAUGUUAAGAGGGGUGUUCUUCGGCGAAGACGCAACAAAAUGGUACAGAGAUCAGUUUGAGGCUCCUGAAGGAGCUCAAAACUUCCGUCACGAUCGCCUUGUGUUUACCAAAGAAUCUCUUCACGUCUGUCUGAUGAAUAUUGAAGCGUUCUUCUCGGCUUUCCGCGGACAGAAGGAAUUGUGCGUCAGCUUGGCUGACUUUCUAUUCAGGAAUGUCUUUGUGCCGGGCGAAAUGGAGAUUGAAAGCGUCGUUCUGGGCAUCAGUCAUGUCAUGCUCCUCAUGCGAAGCUACAACAUCAAGCCUGAGGGCGAGAGAAUCAAGAGGCGAAUCCUGACAAUUGUAGAGGAGUUUUCAGAGAGAAACACUCGAGACUGUUUGAUGCUGAUUUUGAGUGCUUUGCGACUGAAUCCUGUGAUCUUUGCGGAUGAUCUCUUGUCACUGCUCGUGAAGUUCCUCUUCUUGCCGAAGAAUGAGUCGAUUUUGAGCGUCUUCAGUCAAUUCUUUGCUCUGUGCCUGGAAACAUUUCACAAAUUGGGGCGUUUCGAGAAGAUGCUCGCCAAAUUGCUAGACACAAUCAAUGUCAAGGCGAUUUCCAUGGAUUUCCCGAAGAAGCUCAAGAGAAAGUUGAAGGAUGACACUGAGAUGUCAGCGAAGAGGCAGAAAAUGAGUGAAUCUGGAGCAUUUCUUGAGCUUCUCUGUGAGAAACAGUCAGAAAAUCGCCACAAAACACUAGUGAAUUGGACGGAGAUUUCAUUCGCCUGGUCAGAUGAGAUUUCCUGGACAUUCUCGAGGAUAAUUCUCACACUUCUACCCAAUGCCAGCUUAUCUGUGUGGAAGACGCUGAUUUUCCAUGCCCAGAACGCUCUCAACACUGCCAAGGACCGUAAAUUUGAUGAGAAUUCACUGUUCUUCCUCGACUUUGCCUCCAAAAUCAUCUGCGCCUAUCUUGAAGGGUGUCGCUUGCUGGAAAAGCCUGCCGAUAUUGCGAAGAAGAUCGACGAGAGGAGACUUCUGAUGAAGACUCUGUUCAAGUGUGUGGAACUUCCGGAAAGACCUCUGAGAGCUUGUCUGGAAAUUUAUCUUCAAAUGCUUGACUUUGAUGCCGCUCUGUUGGUUUAUCGGCCAGAUUCCCUUCCAGAAAAUGACCAGGAAAGCUUCCAGAGAAUUGAGUAUUUGGAUGAGGAAGCCUGGAAAGCGCUUCAGAACAGAAUUACGGAUGGAAACGUAAAUGAAUUGCUGAAUUCUGCACAAUUGAAGCUAUUCAAGUUGAGUCAGAUUGAGAGGACGUCCGAAAGCUUCUUCCCGCAGGACUUGCAAGAUGAAUUGUGGCUAAUCAAGCAACUUUCGCGAGAGCAGAAGAUCGUUCAGGCCCAGAAGAUGACGGGAGAUUUCGAUUUGGAGGUGUUUGAAGACCAGGAAUUCAUGGAAAUCUUCCUUUUGGAUACUUUUCAAAGGAUUUCUGAUGAAAUCCACAGCAAAAAGUUGCCUUUCUGCAAGAUUGACUUCGGUGAAUUGCUUCGCGGUGGGAAUUUUGAUGGACUCCCAGAGACAAUUCUUUCAUCCGUGAAGAUAGUAAAUCUCGAGGGGAAAAUUAAUCGUGUGGAGCUGCAGAAACUCCUGGCAAAAUUGACAAAUUUGCCUUUGGGAUUUCUGGCUAAGGAAGCAAAGACUCAAACAUUAUUCUUCCUCCUAAUUUUGCUUCAUUCGCUCCAGGAUUUUGAGGACUUGAAGGAUAUUUUGCUGCACAUCUUGAGGAAUCUGACAGAAUUGGGCAACGAAGUGGACGUUUUUCGUCACAUUUCCGUGCGAAAAACCAUAGAAAUGUUCCCAAAUGCGGCAAAGCAUAGAAAAAUCUUUGAACUUCUCCUCAAUGCGGCAACAAAUUAUCAGACUGAGGCGAAUCUUGCCGCUUUGGCUGAUUUGCUGCCCUUCCUUGAGGUCGAAAAGAAGCCAAUUUGCAGGAAUUUGUGCUUCAUUGCGGUGCGAAACUUCUCACAAUCGCGCAGAUUUCACAAGUUUGAGAAGGAAAUCCUGCAAAUUGGAUCGAAACUCACUUCAAUGGCGCUGCAAUUGUUCGAAUGCGAGCAGGAAAUUGAUGGAUUGCUGCCGGCUUUUACUGCCACACUCUCUGCUCUGUUCAGCAGCAAAGACAACAGUGCGAAAGUGCACGAGGACGCGGGCAGGAUAGCGAUGAGAUUCAUGUGUAAAGAAGACGGGGGAAAUGCUCUGGAUCUCUUGAAGAUUGUCGUCGAUCGCAGGGAAUCUCUGGCCAUAUCUCGGGAGUCUCUCGCUCCGAUUGUCCUGAGAUUCUGGAAGGGAAUGAAGAUGUGUGAGAAGAUGGCAAACAUUCUCAUGAGUCACUGCACGAAUGAGGAAUUUCAGGAGAUUCUGCAGGCGCUGAAAGAAGAGGAAGGAGUGCAAGAAGUGAUUGUGGUGCUGCGCAAUUUGGGCGGCUGCAACAUGAGUGAGGAGAAAGGAGAGACUUUUGCGGAAUUCUAUGAGCAGAUCAUGUGGGAAAUCACGUCUUCGGCUGCACUUUUGGACAUUCUGCAGUGUCAUGUUGUCGUGGUGAAGAACAAAAAGAUUCCACUUCACAACUCCCUCUUCAGCAACAUGCUGACAUUCCUGUUGGAGAUCAAUCUGAAGCGCCUGAUGAGCAGCAUGAAAGAUUUCUCCGAUCUUCACCUCGGCAUGAUUGAAUUCUGCCAUGCAGUCAAUCAGCAUCGAUCGUCAUGCCUCAAGUUCGCGAUGCCUCAGUUUGUGGCGAUCUUCAAGGGUCUGGUGCACGGUAUCUGUGGCUUUCGCAGCGAGCGGAGCAAGAAGGAUAAGCUGGACAAGGAGGACAUUGAGAUUCUGACUGGUCUGGCGCAUAAACUCGAAGUCAUGAUUGCCUUCAUGGCGUCCAAGAGCAAGAAUGCCAAAAGAGUGGCUCCAUUCAUGCUGGUCUUCGUGAUAAACGAGAUGAUCUACAAUCACAAUUCGGCGACACUAAAUCCAAGUAUAAAAACCCACAUAAACAACAUGUGCCACUCAUUGAUCUCCAUGUGCGACCCAAACUACGGUCAAUUCAUCCUCAGGAGUUGCUCUGAAGCGUCGCGCAGUGUCUACAAGACGCUGCUGAAGGAGUACGAGAAGUACCGCAAGUUCCACGGAAAGGUGUAAGAGACGUU